GGGCCGAAUGGACGAACUUCCGGUCUGUUCGCAAAGCCAAAACUUGGGAGGAAAACGCGUGACAUAAGCCGCUGUCAUUCCUCACACUGUCAGUCGUUCGUCUCCGCCUUUCUCACGGGAACCCGCAUCUCUUAGGAGAUAGCCGCGUUAGCCAGUAUCUAACAUCACCGACUCCCCAAGGAUGACCAGCACGGCAGGAGAGCCCAUUGGAGUCGCGACCCUUCACAACGACAUCACGGGUCCUAUAGCAUGGGAUUCCGGCCGGACACAGAGACGAAUGCUGUCGCAUUAUGCGGAGGGGUCACAUUACAACCCGAGUGUCCCGGCGGUCAGCGGCACGGGGAGAUAUGCAAGGAUCGGGACGAAUACAAGGAAUGCGAGUGAUUUGGUUUUUGCGUUUGGGAGUGUGCAAGAUGAUGUACAGCGGUAUCGCACAGACGUAGCCAAUGCGGAGCGCGAAAGAAGACAGGCGGAUCGGGAUAGGAGGACGGAGCGCAUUCAGCUUCGGAGGAACUGGCUAACGAACAUCGAUGCUUCGCGCUGGGACCGCAUGGCGGACCAACAGGACCACGCCGAGCGGGUGUUGGACACUAGGCGUGCGUCAUGGCGGUCGGGACUUAAUGGAGGUGGAUACGACCCCGUAACGACUCGGUACGCGCCAACGCCGGCCGGGAAAGAUCUCGCGGCGAAGGAUCAGGAGGAUAUGCGCCUGCUCGCCAAACGCGCAACAAAGCUCUACCUGCACAAUAACACCUUCGAUCCGAUCCGCGGGGAGGAUAUCCAGGCGCCGCCAGCCGCCGUCCCAAAACCAAAAUCACAACCAGCCGCCGAGCCACAAAAGACACCUUCAGCACCACCGUCCUCCGCCCCGCAACCUACUCUCGCGUCGUCAAUACAACAACAACCGCAAGAGCAGAAAGCGGUACCACCUCGCCGCGCCCCGCGCUUCCCCGUCAAAAGCGCCGCCGCGAUGCUCGCCCGCAUCGUGCCGCCGGAUACCCCCGCGUACCGCGCCGGGUUUGAAGAUGCUGUGCGGGAGAUCAGGGCCGCGGCGGUUGCUGCGGGGCCAAGUGGCGGGAGUGGACGGAGGUGAGUGGGAGGGAUGCGCACAAGUGGGAAAGCAGGGGUGUAGCGUGUAUGGGUUUAGGACCGAAAUAUAUAGGAUUGUUGGGAUCAACGCCCAGUGAUAUUUUUGGUGGGC
Molecule: messenger RNA, 1201 nt
Organism: Fimicolochytrium jonesii
Lineage: Eukaryota; Fungi; Chytridiomycota; Chytridiomycetes; Spizellomycetales; Powellomycetaceae
Exons: 5
Coding region: 182-1093 (303 amino acids)
Source: RefSeq, a predicted model, not a curated record